Ostertagia ostertagi is the source of this 312-nucleotide messenger RNA. The record is from the annotation of a GenBank genome assembly. NCBI's taxonomy places the organism in Eukaryota, Metazoa, Nematoda, Chromadorea, Rhabditida, Trichostrongylidae.
GCGGCGCCCGUACAAUUCUCCCAAGCUUCCCAGCAGCCACCAGCUUCAUUCGUUCAGGCGUCCCCUCAGCCAGCGCCUUCACUCGUUCAGGACAACAUGAACAACCAACGUGAAAAGGUAGCAUCUCCUAAACCGCUCGAAAUAUACUGUGGUCCUUCCUCUACCUACCUACCAUAUAUGGUCAGCAGUCCACAAGACAGGCCAGCGUCUACUCAGUUCUCUCCUAACUACGCUAUGGUGGAAAAUGGACAUGAGAACGGUGUGAUGAAAGUAUUGCCACAAUCUUCAUACAAUGGCUAUUACCAAUUAUGA